This is a messenger RNA of Drosophila willistoni, 1947 nucleotides long. RefSeq names its product probable methylcrotonoyl-CoA carboxylase beta chain, mitochondrial (gene Mccc2). The coding region runs from base 81 to 1811 and encodes 576 amino acids. The record is from RefSeq and is a predicted model, not a curated record. The transcript has 4 exons. Gene Ontology annotation, molecular function: methylcrotonoyl-CoA carboxylase activity. Lineage: Eukaryota; Metazoa; Arthropoda; Insecta; Diptera; Drosophilidae. Gene Ontology annotation, cellular component: methylcrotonoyl-CoA carboxylase complex; mitochondrion. Gene Ontology annotation, biological process: L-leucine catabolic process.
CCCAUCUUCUGACGUAACAGCCCACCACAGCGCAAUCCACCGACACAUUUCUGGUUUCCCUUAAUAAAUUGGCUCUUAAAAUGCUGAGAUUAAAUUCAAUAUUAAGAAAUUCCAUAGCCAAGUCCUCGGUACGGUUCCUACAUGUGGGUGAGGCGAAUAUUCUUGUCAGCGAGGUGGAUAAACAGUCCCCAGAAUACAAGGAAAAUGCUACGGAAAUGGGGAAACUGGUUGGCCAACUGAAACAGAUCACUAGUCAAGUGCUAACAGGUGGUGGACCCAAGGCAAAUGAAAGACACACUUCCCGGGGGAAACUGUUGGCCAGAGAACGCAUAAAUUUACUAUUGGACAAAGGUUCCCCUUUCUUGGAGCUUGGUACACUAGCUGGCUAUGAUCUCUAUGGCGAGGAAGUGAUCAAUUCAGGAGGUAUUGUCACCGGUGUGGGACGUGUGAGUGGCACUGAAUGCAUGGUGGUAGCCAAUGAUGCCACUGUGAAGGGUGGCAGCUAUUAUCCGAUUACGGUGAAGAAGCAUUUGCGGGCCCAGGAGAUCGCUCAGGAAAACUCAUUACCUUGCAUUUACCUUGUAGACUCUGGCGGAGCCAAUUUGCCACGACAGGCUGAGGUUUUUCCAGAUAAAUUACAUUUUGGACGCAUUUUCUACAAUCAGGCUAAUAUGUCCGCUCGAGGAAUCCCACAAAUUGCCGUCGUUAUGGGCAGCUGCACGGCCGGAGGUGCCUAUGUUCCAGCCAUGGCCGACGAGAGCAUCAUUGUAAAGAAGCAGGGUACAAUUUUCCUUGCUGGUCCACCAUUGGUGAAGGCCGCCACGGGUGAGGAAGUAUCUGCUGAGGAUUUAGGCGGUGCCGAUCUGCACUGCAAGACUUCCGGUGUUACCGAUCAUUAUGCUGUGGAUGAUGAGCAUGCCUUGUAUUUGGCUCGCCAGGUUGUCAGCAAUCUCAACUUGCCGGCUACCAAUGCAUAUAAUGACCAGCUUAUUCACUCCAGUCAACGAAACUUCAAGCAGGCAACGCCUCCAGUGGAGGUGGAGGAGCCUCUAUAUGAUCCACGUGAAUUGUACGGCAUUGUAGGGCCCAACCUAACCAAAAGUUUCGAUGUCCGUGAGGUAAUUGCACGAAUUGUCGAUGGCAGCCGCUUCACUGAGUUCAAGAAGCUCUUUGGCGAGACUUUAGUCUGUGGUUUCGCCCAGCUCUAUGGCCAGCGAGUGGGCAUUGUCGGCAACAAUGGUGUGCUCUUUUCGGAAAGUGCAUUAAAGGGUGCCCAUUUCAUACAAUUGUGUGCCCAGCGAAAGAUUCCAUUAAUCUUUCUUCAAAAUAUUACAGGUUUUAUGGUCGGACGAGACGCAGAGGCUAAUGGAAUAGCGAAAAAUGGAGCUAAAAUGGUCACCGCUGUGGCCUGUGCCAAUGUUCCCAAGUUUACUGUGAUCAUAGGUGGAUCCUAUGGAGCUGGCAAUUACGGCAUGUGUGGCCGGGCUUACUCCCCGCGGUUUUUGUAUAUGUGGCCCAAUUCCCGCAUCUCGGUCAUGGGCGGAACACAGGCAGCUAAUGUCUUGGCCCAAAUCACCGAAGAUCAGCGAAAGAGGGCGGGCAAGGAAUUUACCGAAGCUGAAGCUAAGAAGCUGAAGAAACCCAUUGUUGAAAUGUUCGAGGCGGAGGGUUCACCGUACUAUAGUACGGCUCGCUUGUGGGACGAUGGCAUCAUUGAUCCAGCCAACACACGUCAAGUUUUGGGACUAAGUCUAAAGGCUUCGCUGAACAAUGCUGUAGAAGAGACUAAAUUUGGUGUUUUCCGCAUGUAAAGAACACCAAAAUUGAGUGACGCAGGAGACUAAGAGCAUUUACACAACGACAUUUAAUGUCUGAAACUGUUGCAUUUAUUAGACUUAAGGUAUAUAAAAUUGUUAUAAACAAUAAAUGGUAAAUGUUGAUUUUGAA